Molecule: messenger RNA, 1485 nt
Organism: Chlorella variabilis
Lineage: Eukaryota; Viridiplantae; Chlorophyta; Trebouxiophyceae; Chlorellales; Chlorellaceae
Exons: 5
Coding region: 1-1485 (494 amino acids)
Biological process (GO): protein polyglutamylation; microtubule cytoskeleton organization
Cellular component (GO): cilium
Molecular function (GO): tubulin binding; tubulin-glutamic acid ligase activity
Source: RefSeq, a predicted model, not a curated record
AUGGCGAUCUGGAUCGACGAGUUCUUCUUUGCCGAGGGCGAAACCGUGCUGCUGCGUGAGGCGGUGGCGGCCUCAGGCGGUGCUGCCGUGGUAGCGGGCACUACCCACAACCGCAUCUUCCAGCUCAAGAGCUACCAGCAGCCUGACAGGAUGGACGUGAUGUGGACAGGGCAGCAGGGCUGCUAUGAGGCGUUCAAGCGCCGCCUGAACGCCAGCCACUCCGUCAGCUGCGUGCCUGGGGCGCAGGCAGUCACGGGCAAGGCGUCGCUUGUGGGCAGCCUGCAGGCGGCGUACGGCGAGGGGGCCUGGGGCAUCGUGCCACGCUCCUUCCGCCUGCCGCAGCAGUACUCUGACAUGGUGGCCCACCUGAAGCAGGAGCAGCGCAGCGGGCGGAGCGGGCUGUGGGUGCUGAAGGAGGACGUGCACCGCGGCAAGGGCGUGGGCGUGGCAACGCCCUCGCAGGCGCUGGCGCGCGCGCUGGAGCCCGCCCCCGGCGACCGCCGCGGCCUGCGCCACGUGCUGGCGCAGCGCUUCCUGGGUGACCAGUACCUGGUGGGCGGCAGACCCUUCUACAUCAGGGUGUGGGCGGUGGUGCUGGGGGCCGACCCCGCCCGCGCCUACCAGUUUGGUGGCGGCGUGGUGGUGUUUGGGCAGCAGCAGCGCGCCGGCCAGGCCGCCGACAGCCUGAUUGUCAACCUGUGGACGCAGGACCGGGCGGCGGCGGCCCCCUGGAGCCUGCAGCAGCUGGAGCAGCACCUGGAGGCGGAGACGGGAGGCAGCGAGACGCCCCAGCGCCUGCGCCGCCAGCUGCACGCGGCGGUGGCUGCCAGCCUGGCGGCGGCCCUGCCCACGGUGCGGCGCGCCGCGGACCAGCUGGCGGGCUUCCAGGGCGGCAGCUUUGAGGUGCUGGGGGUUGACUUCAUGGUGGAUGCCAGCCUCAGGCCCUGGCUGGUGGAGGUCAACCGCCUGCCCUCCAUGGCCCGCAAGGUGGUGGCCUGCGCCAGCAACGCCACCGCCGGCGGUGACGAUGGCGACGGCGGUGGGCGCUGCGAGCAGGAUGUGCCAUUUGAUGUGCAGAAGGAGCGGUUCAUUGGGGCGCUGCUGCAGCUGCUGAUGCACCGGCACAGCCAGCACGCCGGCUUGGCGCAGCAGGCGGAGCAGCUGCUGCAGGCGGCAUCAGAUGUGGCGCUGGAGGAAGAGCAGCCGCCCUGCUUGGACGCUGCGCAGCUGCAGCAGCUGCUGGCAAUGCAAGCAGAGCAGGCAGAGGCAGAGCGGCUUGGGUUUGUCCCGCUGACCACCCAGCUGUACCGCUCCCUGGAGUGCAUGGCGACCCAGCCCAGCAGCAGCAAUGGAAGCAACCCGUGUGAUCUGCGUCCCUCGGACGAGCGCCUGCUGGCAUGGAUGCAGCACGGCAGCCACGCGAUUGCCAGCCUGCAGGCUUUGCGAGACUUUUGCAAUGGUUCUCGUGGUGCGGCUGCCCAAUAG